ACGUUGUUUACACUUUGAGUGACAGUAUAGCUUAAAUGAAAUUGUGCUUAAACUUUAUUUGUGUUUGAUAUGUUUUGUUAUUUGAACUACUUGGACUGAUUUACUUUUCAAUCUAGUUAUAUGCAUAUAUUUAAUGGAAUAUUUUAUAAAACAAAAUACGUUAUAUAUUAAAACAAAAGGGAUUCAGUUUAAACAAAGAUUAACAAAAUGGCGACUGGUUCUUUGUGUACUGUCGCAAAACGUUCGCGCAUGGUUGAAGACUUUUGUUGUGACACUUGUGCAGAGCUGAAACUUCAAGAAUCUGCAGACAUUUAUUGCGAGACAUGUUUGAGGUUUUAUUGUAAAAAUUGUGUUAUGCACCAUAAUCCAUUGUUUCCAAAGCAUACGAUAUUUGACAGGGGAGGUAUUAGGAAAUGGCCAGUUCCGAAGGAGGUGCGGGAUUUUCUCACGAAGUGUGAAGUACAUGAGGGUAAAACACUGACGCAGUUUUGCCUUCACCACAGUUAUGUCUACUGCUCUGAUUGUGUUGUAGCAUCUGACAGCCAGUGCAGGGUAGUGAUUCCAAUAUCUGAGCUGACCAACACGGAAACCACUGACCUACAGGCAUUGUCUAUGGAGCUUGAAACUGUUCUGGGAGAAAUCAAAAGCCUACGAAGCAGCCAGGAGGCCAGUAUUCAGAGAUUGCAGAGAACAUACAAGGAACAUGGGGCUUUCACGAUAGAACAAAUGCUUGUCAAUAUAAAUACUACUAUAGAUGAAUGUGGUAAUAGUUAUUUGGGUACGUCUGAUGAAAAUCUGCAAUUAUACAUAAAAGAAGAAAUGUGUAGGGGUGUAGUAUCUAUAUUAAAUGUUUUUGAUGAAAGCACUGUGAAGGAACUGAACGAAAUGAAAGAGGAAGUUAUUAGCAUUAAAGAGUCCAUAACAUGUUCCAUUAAUAAAUGCACUGACCUUCAGAAUGACUUGACACAAUACUGUGAUAUCACGCAGAAACUUGGGGAUAAUAAAGAGCUGUGUUUUAUAUUCCGAAUAAAAAGUAAAAACCAAAUAGAACGGGCAUUGUAUGUGCUUGGUAAGUUAGACCAGUUGUUGAUAUGUGUCCAGGGGAAAUCUGAGAAAAAUGUUCGCAUAUCAAGUGAUUCUUACACACCUGAAAUCACAGCCAUAUGCGUUCUUCCAGAUGGACAGGUCAUUGUUGCAGACUUCAGUAAUAAUAAAGUUAAGCUCUUGAACCAGCAGUACCAGGUGGUAGGUUAUUUGGGCGUGUCUGCGUAUCCAUUGGAUAUGUGUCAAAUCACACCCAAUUGCGUUGCAGUGGCUUUGAAUGAUGGUGAUGAUACAACACAUGAGGUCCAAUUUAUCGCAGUUAACAACAGCAAGCUUCUGACAAGAAGGAAGUUUCAGCUACAGCAUGCUUGCACGGGUAUCGCCCACUACCAUGGUGAACUGUUCAUCUGCUCUGGUACUGUACUGUACAAGUACACACUAAGUGGGAAACAGGUAUUUCCACUGUAUGAGGUGAUACAAGAUGAUACAGAUAUCAGUUGCGCUGUGAGUCCCGCAGGGGACAGGCUGUACAUGGCAUGUCUACACCCCGAGUCAUUUCUCCUCACCCUGGCCAGUGAUGGAACACUCCUGUCUGUCUUUACAGAAUCAGACCUAGCGCCAACAUAUGUACAUGUUACCCCUGAAGGCCAGGUGUUGGUCUGUGCGCCGGACGGUAUAAUACAGGUGGACAGGGAGGGGGAGAGACAGCUGGACAUUCUGGUUCAGGAGGAAGAGGGUGGCCUGUAUGACCCACUGUCAGUCUGCUACAGCCGCCUCACAUCAUCUAUCAUUGUGGGACGAAAUGGGAAUAGCAUUCUGGUGUUCAGAGCGCUAUAAAUGUCUUGUAUAUUAAUAUAAUAUGUGAAGUUUUAUGCGUCUUAACUUGGAUUUGUAAAGUGGUGUUUUUUUAUAUAUAUUAUAUUAUAUUAUAGACGCGUUUUGAUAAUUGCAAAAAAAUGUAUUUUUGUACAAAUAUUUUUGUUAGGUAACACAAUGCUAAGUUAUUUUUUGACCAUCAGAAAUAAAUGUUAUAUGUAAUACAAUAUAACGUGCUAUUUUGUGAUAACAAUUAUUUUAUAAAUGUUUUUACUUGACAAUGUGUCAAAACAUGUGCAUGCAAUAAGAAAAGCACUUUCACUGUAAAUUAAAUAUAUGUACAUAGAUAUACAUGUACGUGAUACAUGCACUAUUUUUCGACUGUCAUUUCUACAUACAUAUUAGAAUUGUAUAUUGGUUUAUAACUUUAAAACAUUACAAAUUAAUUUAAUGUGGUAUGAAUACUAUUUAGAAGUUAAAUUUAUCAUGUGGGGUGAAAAGAUAAUUUUGUCAUUAAAACACCUUAUUUCUAAAAAUUUCUUAAGUUAAUUCGUAAAAUGUGCUUAUCUGCACUUCAUUUAUUUCAUGCAUUUAAUCUAGAAAAGUUUUUAUGGUUUACUUCAAAAUUUAUAAAUCUUUAUGUGAAGAGUUCAAUCAUUAAUCUUUUACUUAUAAAAUUGCUCAAUUAUUAAUUGAGAAGAGCAAAAAUAUAUAUGUUUAAAAUUGGUUUCCAAUGCAAGUAUACACUUUAUUAAAUUGAAGGCAGAGUAAUAUGUUUCUAAUAAAUUAUAAGAACAUUUAAAUCCCUAGUUAGAGCAAUAUUUUGAUACCUCUUAACAAGUCAAUUGUUACAUAUUUAAAAGUUUCUCUCUGAAAUAUACGCGCAGUUUUGCGUUCAUAUGAUGGUCAUGACUGAACAAUACAGAGGUAUAUUUGUUAGUCUAAUGAAUCAGGCAAAAGUUGAAAGUAUACAAAUGAUUCUCAUUGAAAGAAAGUAACAUAAUUAAUUGGUAAUAAAUUCAUUGAAUGUGUUUGGAACUCAUAGAAGUUUUGUAAUUCUGAUUAUUAUCAUUUUGUCGUAAGUUUCAUUGAACUUUAAAUUGCGAUAAUGUACUCUUGAACAAAUUAAAAUCUUAUUAAAUGUAAUCUUAGUGUCCUAUUUACAAUCAAGAUUGAUUUUACGCAAAAACAAAGCCACACCUCGUCUGUACGUAGGUACAGCUCAAGUUAAAUUCUAGGCAAAUGUGUAUGAUAAUUAUUAUUAUUUAUUUCACUAUGGUACAUAAUAUUAUCAGAAUCAUGACUUUUCUUGUGUUUGUCUUACACAAAUGUAAAUUUAGAAAUAGAAAAAUAUUGAUCACGUAUGUAUUAUUGCAUUGAGUAUUUAAUUGUUUGCUUCAUUUAGACUUUUGUUAAUAAUUAACGUUGUGAAAUUACUGUAAAUAAUACUUUAAUAAUGAAUGUUUUUCGAAAAUGUUAUGUAUAUAUUAACAUUAUUUUAACACAUUUAUGCUGUCUGAAUAAUUAAAUAUUUAUAAUUAUUGUCGUUGUUUUGUUACGAUAAAGCAUAUUAUACUUACUAAGUUAUGUUCGUCACCCAAUGCAUAUAUAAACAAGUGUUCUUUUAUAGAGAAGUAUACUCGCUUUUAUGUUGGUGAUGUAUAUUUGUUGAUCCAAGUUUGUUGUUUCACUCUUGUUAAUGUACAUAGCUAUUCAUGGAGUGGAAGUAUUGUUGUACGGUGACAAUUUGUUGCUAUGGCAAAUAAAAAGAACUAUAUGA
Molecule: messenger RNA, 3640 nt
Organism: Dreissena polymorpha
Lineage: Eukaryota; Metazoa; Mollusca; Bivalvia; Myida; Dreissenidae
Exons: 3
Coding region: 208-1881 (557 amino acids)
Biological process (GO): positive regulation of DNA-templated transcription
Cellular component (GO): chromatin; nucleoplasm
Molecular function (GO): protein binding; zinc ion binding; ubiquitin-protein transferase activity
Source: RefSeq, a predicted model, not a curated record